GCUGUUAUUUAAUAGCAUUGCAUGUGACACAAUAAGGAUACAAAUGUAAAAUGAUAUCUACCCACUUACAUCAACAGCUAGCUAGACAUCUAUAUAGUAAGUUGCUGAGUCUUUCAAUAUUAUCUUGAUCUGAAGCAGCAGUAUGUUAUCAACAAGUGUUGCUCUUAUACUUAUUCUACUGUUGUGCUCUGAGUCUCAUGGUUCAGGAACAACAGCGUGCAAUAACCUUUCAGAGCUUUGUGAGCUGAGAUUCAACCAAGUCAGCUUUGUUGGUACUCAUAAUUCUGGGUCUGGCUUUGAUGGUCGUCUACGAAGAUGUGACGGUGAAAUGGUAGAUAGUUGCAUAUGGCGGAACCAAGACCUGAACAUUACUGCACAAUUGAACUUGGGAGUUCGAUUCCUUGAAAUUGAUUUAUGUCUGUUACAAGAAGACUGUAAUUCUACUGUAUACGGUGAUACAGGAAACUCGUCUCUAUUCACAUGCUAUGCAAGGCACAAUGUCUUUUCAUAUGCCGGUCCUGUUGCAAGACUUUUCCAGCAAGUAAACGACUGGAUGAUUUGCAACCCACAAGAAGUGAUUGGACUUUACUUUCCUAAUGAAGUUCCUGAUGGACAAAAAACAGAGAUUAUCUCGGAGCUAAAAAUUAUUCUUGAAAGAAUGUGGUUUCAUAGUAACAAAAACACGUCUGGUGACUCGUCGGUGUACAUGAGUACACACUAUAACACUCAAGGAGAGUGGCCAACCCUUUCUCAAGCAAUAUUGUCAAAUGAACGAAUUUUUGUUUUUAUAGAUUCCAACUUGACGAGUGGUGAACAUACAUCAGGCAUGCUCUGGAAUCAUCCCUCCAUUUUCUCAACUUACAUUAAGCCUAAUCAAGAUAAUAAUGAAUGUAAUGAUCGUCUUCUCGACUUGGCUGAUCGUUGCAAUACAACUGAAGAUAUUUUGAUAGAAGCUGGAGUUACUCUUGGUAUUUGCAUUUUCACAGGUCAGGAUAACUGUAACGUUAUUCUUCCAAAUGCCACAUUGAAAUGCUACAACCGACGAAUUGGGAAAACAGUUAAUGUUGUCGCAGUUGACUUUCCUGAACUAGGCACUUCAACUGUUUUUGAUAUUGUGGCUCUACUGAACCGAAACAACAUUGAUAUGUACAGACCCUCACCAGUAGUAACUGCUACAACUUCUUUAGAAACAUUAUCAACAUUGGCUUCUUUCAACAUUACGUACAGAUCCUCACCAGUAACUGCUACAACUUUAGAAUCAACGUCAACAUUGGCUUCCUCCGCUGCUUUCAACAUAUUAUCUUUCAAAUUGAUGAGCAUUGUCUGUUUAGUGUUUUUCCUUUCCUAUUCGUAACUGUGAGUCUGCGUUCUUGUAAUAAUUAUGUAUACAUGUAGAUAUUAAUUUUAUUUAGCUGUGUCCACUACUUUAAUUCUUGAUCUCGUUCUAUACUAAUGUCAGACUCAUAUCUCAGAUACUAUUAUCUAUAGCUCUAAGUGAGUGAGUCAGUUUGGAGUGCCACGUUACAGCUGGAUGAGUCAUCGAAAUACCAGCUUGUUUUGAAGCAAAAUUAGAUCGUGAAUCAGCUUGUGUCGGAAUUGCGAGUAAAAGCGAAAAGUAUUGCAGAGGUAUUUUCUAUCUAUACUAUGCCUCCUACCCAUAUUUGUGGAGGUUCAAAUCGUUAGCUUAAAUUAGAUCUGCUGAAGAUAGCUGAACGAGCAAAAAAUUUGCUGGACGUCUCAGUAGCUAGACAUGCUAGAGAUCUAUAUGCAGUUUUAUGUUGCUGAUCAAUAGGCCAAUAGGCCCUGAUAAAUUAUUCUUUUUUCCCCCCAUUCUACAAAAUUACGCUCUGUGUGUGUGUGGGUAGAGUGUUACAACUGCUCAAGGAUCGAUCGAUGAAGUGCAAGUAAGAAUUCUAUAGACUUCUAGUCAGGAUCGCAAAUUGUGGAUGCAAAAUAAUGCUUUGUUAUAGGCCACUUUUAGUUGCCAUACAUGUUUCAAAUCAUACAUGUUUCAAAUCAACCUCCCUCCUACUUUUACUUGCCCCUAAAUUUAGUCAUUAUAUUUAUAUAUUGCUGAUGUCAGCCAUUAUUUGAGGUCAAAGUUGUGUUUUUUUGCUGAAUAAUACAGAUAUUCUAUGUGCUUCAAUUGAUACACUUAGGGCCCGAGACAAUCAGAGGAGUACCGUAAUUGAUGUAAUUACAGCACCACUCUAAUUAUACAAAAUUCGAAAUUUUCGACCAUAUAUAGCACCCUAUAAAUUCAUUUGUUUUAUGUACGUAUAGUAUCACAAAAUAAAUUGUUUUUCUGCCGCUGUAAUUACAUCAAUUACAGUGCAUAUACCUGUGGUAAAUGACAUCAGACAUCAGGAAUAAUGAAGGCCUCCCUCCCCCAUUAGAGUCCAGCUUGCAUUAAUAUCAUCUGAAACAUGUUAGCAACAAUGAAUGUCCUUGACAUUGUGACAGUGCAUGCAUAGCAAAAUUAGUAUACCAUGAUACUCUACUUAGUAGUUAGCUCUGCACUAUAACGCUAACUAUUGGUAUAGCUGCAAAAGUGAAGGAAGAGCGUAAGCUGCACUGUUUCAUGAGAAUGUGGCAGCCAUUAAUUAUGGACUUCGAAUCCUUUUAGCAACAAUCAUUGUCGAUUAUUUCACACUUUUUUGCAAAUGUAAAUUGUACUAUACAUGUGUGUAUUGAACCAUGAAUGGUUUCAAAACAGUUAGUCCCCCCCUUCUUACUUCAAAACCAGAGUCUUACGCAAAACGGGGGGGGGGGGGUUAGUUUCUCAAAGUCCAAUUCACUGAAAGUUGGUCUGUUGCCUAAGGUGUUUAUGGUCAUCAAUGAGGGAUGUGUAGGUAACAUGUACAUCUGGGAAUUAGAGUAAUGCAUAAGGGAAUUCAUUUGCAUAUAUAGAUGUGAGACUCUGUGAAGUCUGGCAGACCCGCAGAUUCUAGAAUCAAUGAAUAUUGUAAUUCAGUGUGGGUAUUCCCGCUUGUUUACUCUGAUUGUUAUUCAUAGCAUUGCAUGUGACACCAUACAAAUGUAAUAUGAUAUCUAGUUUGUGCAUCUAGCUAGCUAUAGUUGCUGAGACUUUGAGAUCAUCCCUAAAGCAGUAUGUUUUCAACAAGUGUUGCUCUUAUUAUUCUACUGUUGUGCUCUGAGCAUGGUUCAGGAACAAUGGCGUGCAACAACCUUUCCGAGCUUUGUGAGCUGAGAUUCAACCAAGUCAGCUUUGUUGGUACUCAUAAUUCUGGGUCUGGCUUUGAUGGUCGUCUACGAAGAUGUGACGGUGAAAUGGUAGGUAGUUGCAUAUGGCGGAACCAAGACCUGAACAUUACUGCACAAUUGAACUUGGGAGUUCGAUUCCUUGAAAUUGAUUUAUGUCUGUUACAAGAAGACUGUAAUUCUACUGUAUACGGUGAUACAGGAAACUCGUCUCUAUUCACAUGCUAUGCAAGGCACAAUGUCUUUUCAUAUGCCGGUCCUGUUGUAAGACUUUUCCAGCAAGUAAACGACUGGAUGAUUUGCAACCCACAAGAAGUAAUUGGACUUUACUUUCCAAAUGAAGCUCCUGAUGGACAAAAAACAGAGAUUAUCUCGGAGCUAAAAAUUAUUCUUGAAAGAAUGUGGUUUCAUAGUAACAAAAACACGUCUGGUGACUCGUCGGUGUACAUGAGUACACACUAUAACACUCAAGGAGAGUGGCCAACCCUUUCUCAAGCAAUAUCGUCAAAUGAACGAAUUUUUGUUUUUAUAGAUUCCAACUUGACGAGUGGUGAACAUACAUCAGGCAUGCUCUGGAAUCAUCCCUCCAUUUUCUCAACUUACAUGAAACCUAAUCAAGAUAAUAAUGAAUGUAAAGAUCGUCUUCUCGACUUGGCUGAUCGUUGCAAUGCAACUGAAGAUAUUUUGAUAGAAGCUGGAGUUACUCUUGGUAUUUGCAUUUUCACAGGUCAGGAUAACUGUAAUGUUAUUCUUCCAAAUGCCACAUUGAAAUGCUACAACCGACGAAUUGGGAAAACAGUUAAUGUUGUCGCAGUUGACUUUCCUGAACUAGGCACUUCAACUGUUUUUGAUGUUGUGGCUUUGCUGAACCAAAACAACAUUGAUAUGUACGGAUCCUCACCAGUAACUGCUACAACUUCUUUAGAAACAAUGACUUCCUCUGCUGCUUUCAACAUAUUAUCGUUUGGAUUGAUGAGCAUUAUCUGUUUAGUGUUUGGUUUUCUUUUCUAUUUGUAACUGUGAGUCAGAGUCUGCGUUCUUGUAAUAAUUAUGUAUAGACAUCUACAACAUAAUUUUUUUUAGCUAUUCUAAGGCUCCACUAUUAAUGUCUCAACAACUUAUUAAUCCUUGAUCUCUA
Molecule: messenger RNA, 4360 nt
Organism: Halichondria panicea
Lineage: Eukaryota; Metazoa; Porifera; Demospongiae; Suberitida; Halichondriidae
Exons: 3
Coding region: 143-1354 (403 amino acids)
Biological process (GO): lipid metabolic process
Molecular function (GO): phosphoric diester hydrolase activity
Source: RefSeq, a predicted model, not a curated record